This is a messenger RNA of Hymenoscyphus albidus, 1086 nucleotides long. NCBI's taxonomy places the organism in Eukaryota, Fungi, Ascomycota, Leotiomycetes, Helotiales, Helotiaceae. The record is from the annotation of a GenBank genome assembly.
AUGUCGUUGAAGAUUAAGCAUCUCAAUUCAGAUGCUUCGUUUCUCCUCACCCUUGAGCCCACAUCUCGCUUACCUCCAACCCCUGGUCCCUUCGAUAGAAAGUUCACCAUUCUCCUCGAUCCUUGGAUUUCAGGACCUUCAAAGAUAUGGCAUUCCAAAUUCUCCAUCUCAACUCAUACAGUGCCAGCAUGUAUUGAGUCACUAGCAGAACUUCCUGAGCCCGAUCUAGUCGUGAUUAGUCAGGACAAAAGCGAUCACUGUCAUCGGGAGACUCUGACUCAGCUGCCAGCGAGUGGAGGAAAGACGAUCAUCCUGGCCGAACCAUCAGCCGCCAAAACCAUCAGAAGUUGGAAAUAUUUUGAUCCAGACAAGAUUGUUACAUUACCAAAAUGGCAGGACUCGUACCGAAGCCGAAAAUCUCCCGCCGUGUAUCGUAUACCUAUUCAUUCGCCCCUCCCUUUUGGUGUGAUGGGAGAAGUUACAAUUGCAUACUUGCAACAGAAGCCCGACAUCACUGGACUCCACAGCGCAAUUGGCAUAACCUACCGUCCGCCAACCAACAUUGAACGCUUUCUCCCCAUGACACCACCAGCUUCUCCACCGUCUAGUGCGUGUUCAAUAGUCUCCAAUCCUCUUAGAGAACGCGCUUUGUCAGUGCUAUUCUCCCCACACGGUUGCAGUUACAAAACCUUGUCACCUUAUGUCAGUUCGCAUCUCGUUGCCGAAGCAGCCUUACCUCUUACCGCACUACUCCAUAGCUUCGACACGAUCACCAACUCAUGGUUUCUUGGAGGCAAGAUUUGUCGUGGAUUCCCAGGUGGCUUGGAAAUUGCCCAGAAUCUCUGUGCUCGAGUCUGGAUCUCUGCACAUGAUGGCGACAAGAUCUUGAAAGGUUAUGCGACUACCAAACUUGUAGUAACGAAGUAUGACAAGGAGGACGUUGAAAGUAUAGUCAGUCCAAUGAGCGUGGGGUUCCCGAAUCGGAAAGGCACAGAAGUGGUGGUACUGCAACCUGGCGAUGAAAAAUGCUUGACCCAGGCUAUGAUGAGUUUGACGACAAGAUAUGCUGAUGAGAUAGAAACAUAA